This is a messenger RNA of Pelecanus crispus (Dalmatian pelican), 1703 nucleotides long. Lineage: Eukaryota; Metazoa; Chordata; Aves; Pelecaniformes; Pelecanidae. The record is from RefSeq and is a predicted model, not a curated record.
AAUUAUCUUCACAGAAGAAAUUUGAUGAAAUUAAGAAGGCUAAUCAGGCUGCAGCAAAAAAGCUAGUUGAAGACCAAUUUAGCUCCUCCUCUGAAGAUGAUGAUGAAGAUGCUGAAGUAAAACAAGGAAAGAUUUUGGCUAAAACAUUUACCAUUUACACCAGUCAAACUGAUGGAGAUGCAAGUGAACUGGAACGUACAAGGCAGUACAUGAAUGAAGCUUUUCAGUCAGGGGCUAUGACAUGUCUGAUCUGCAUUGCUUCAGUUAAAAGGAACCAAGCUGUCUGGAGCUGUUGUGGAUGCUUUUGUAUAUUUCACCUGGUGUGUAUCCAAAAGUGGGCCAAGGACAGCCUUUUCCUUGUGUCUUCUCCUUUGACAGAUGAUGAUUUUGGGAAGAAAGAUUAUCCCUGGCCAUGUCCAAAAUGUAGGUUUGAAUACAAACGGUCUGAAACUCCCAGUAGGUAUUACUGUUACUGUGGAAAAGUGGAGAAUCCAACACUGGACCCAUGGCUGGUACCUCACUCCUGUGGUCAGAUAUGUGAGAGGGAAUUCAAACCUUCUUGUGGUCAUAAAUGUUUGCUGCUUUGUCAUCCAGGACCCUGUCCACCUUGCCCAAAGAUGGUCACCACAACCUGUCACUGUAAGAAAGCUAAACCAGUGCCGCGAAGGUGCAGUGCCAAGGAAUGGUCAUGUCGCCUGCCGUGUGGACGAACAUUGCUGUGUGGACAACACACUUGUGAGAAUUCCUGUCACGCAGGAGAUUGUCAGCCUUGUCCACGAGUCAGUAAACAGCGGUGCAUCUGUGGAAGACAGACAGCAGAAAGACUUUGUGCGAGUCCUCAGUGGCAGUGUAAUCAGAUGUGUGGGAAACCUUUGCCUUGUGGUAAUCACACAUGUGAACAAGUUUGUCAUGCUGGUCCCUGUGGAGACUGCCCUCGUUCUGGGAAAAGGUCCUGCCCAUGUGAAAAAUCCAAGUUUACAUUGCCUUGUACAGAAGAUGUGCCCACCUGUGGCGAUAGUUGUGACAAAGUUCUGGAAUGUGGCAUCCAUAGAUGUUCACAGCGCUGUCAUCGAGGUCCCUGUGAGAUAUGCAGACAGGAAGUUGAAAAACAGUGUCGCUGUGGAAAGCACACUAAACGCAUGCCAUGUCAUAAGCCCUAUCUGUGUGAAACAAAGUGUACUAAAAUUCGUGAUUGCCAAAAGCACCAAUGUAGGAGAAAGUGCUGUUCUGGAAACUGUCCACCUUGUGAUCAAAUCUGUGGGCGGACUCUAGGCUGCAGAAAUCACAAAUGUCCUUCAGGCUGCCACAGAGGUAGUUGUAAUCCAUGUCCAGAGACUGUAGAUGUGAAAUGUAAUUGUGGAAGAACUGUCAUUAAAGUGCCCUGUGGCAGAGAGCGCACCAUCAAACCUCCCAAGUGCAAACAGCUGUGCAGCCGGCCACCUACCUGUCACCACUCUACCCAGGAGAAACACUAUUGUCACUUUGGCCGGUGUCCUCCGUGUCGCCAGUCCUGCCAGAAAACAUUAGCAUGUGGUCAUUUGUGCCCUGUUUCCUGUCAUGAUGAAGCACUUGUGAAGCAAACUGGCUUACAUCAGUCUGCAGGUCCUUGGGAACAGCCAUCUGAGCCAGCUUUUAUUCAAACUGCAUUACCAUGCCCUCCCUGUGAGGUUCCUGUACCAGUGGAGUGUCUUGGGCAGCAUGAG